UCCAAUAAUGAGAUGCGCGAUAUGAUUUGUGUGUUUGCUCAGUCAAAUUAUAGUGGUCCAGCUGUGGCUCGAAGAUAUUCACAAUUAUACCCAAAUCGAAGGUAACCCAAUUACAAACUGUACCGAAAUCUUUACAAUCGCUUAGGUGAAACGGAAUUUUUACGCUCUAAAACUGAGCAAGGUGCUACAAAAAAAAUCAUUGCCAAUGAAGAAGAUGAAAUUUUAAUUUGUGUUACGGAGAAUCCAGAUAUCAGUACUCGCCGAUUAAGUCUGCAAACAGGUAUAAGCCAAUCAUCUAUUUUUAGAAUACUGAAGAGGGAAAAAUUGCAUCCAUAUCAUUACACUCCUGUUCAGAAUUUAUUACCUCAAGCGUCUACAAUUUGUCCAUUUUUUGCAAGAUAAACAAAAUGUUAACCCACAUAUUCUGGAUACAAUUCUUUUUACUGAUGAGGCAACAUUUACCAGACGAGGAAUAUUUAAUUAUAAGAAUAAUCAUUUGUGGAAGUCUGAAAAUCCACAUGCUAUGAGAGAAACACAUUUUCAGCACGAGUUUAAGGUUAACAUUUGGUGUGGUGUAAUAUGUGGGUAUUUAAUAGGUCCUUUUGAACUGCCAACCAAUUUAAAUGGACCUCUUUAUUUAGAUUUUCUUCAAGAACGUUUACACGAAUUACUAGAGGAUAUACCUCUCGCUUUAAGACAAAAUAUGCAGUUUUUACACGACGGAGCACCACCACAUUAUUCUUUACAAGUUCGUCAAUACUUAAAGGAACAGUUUCCGCAUUGGCCACCAAGAGGCCCUGAUUUAAAUCCUUUGGAUUUUUCAAUUUGGUCGCAAAUGAAGGCAUUAGUUUACAAAGAAAAAAUUACUUCUCUUCCACAACUGCGACGGAAAAUAGAAGAAGCCGCGGAUGUAAUUAAAAAUAAUACACAAGGAUUAUUUGAUAUUAAGAGAUCGGAUCAUAAAGUGUAUUGAAGUGAAUGGUGGGCAUUUUGAGCCUUUGCUUUGAAGUUUAUUAUUUUUGUUUACAAAUUUGUUAUUGUUACAUAUUUAAGGAAUAAAAUUUUUUUAUGAAAAACUUAGAAUUUAUUGAACUUUUUAGAAGCAAAUAACUCGAUAACCGAUUGAGUUACACGAAUCAAAGAAGAGUAACUCUUUUUGUAGAAUUUAACGCUUUUUAAUAUUUUUUUAAUUAUUUCAGUUGUAAGUUUAGCCCAAAAAAAGUUUACUUUGAUUUAAUUAACACAAACAAGUGUAACUAGCGCCCUCUAUUAGCAAUGUUAAAUUAGAGUGCAAAUUAUGAUUUCUCGUUCCAAAAAACGUAAAAUUGCUAAUUUUCAAAGAGAAAUUGUGAAAACAUAAGAAAUUAUUGUGAAAAUCAAAAUUUAAACUUUGAAAAUCCCGUAUCUCGGAAACUAGCAAUAUUUGCAUAAGGCAUGUUGAGCAGAAUCAUCAUAUUUUGAGGUCUAGAAUCUACAGUUCAGAGAUUGGACAUUUUUAAUUAAUCACCCUGUAUAAUAUUAUUGAUGUUCUAGUUUUCGAAUUUCUUCAUUAAUAUCAGCUAGGGACCAACAAUUUUACUAAACAUUAUUCUUCAUAACGCUACCGAAAUGUUGACAUAAAAAAGAUUGUGUAUUGAUUUACCAAAAAAAAAACAG
Messenger RNA from Diorhabda sublineata, 1656 nucleotides. RefSeq lists its product as uncharacterized. Gene Ontology annotation, molecular function: nucleic acid binding. NCBI's taxonomy places the organism in Eukaryota, Metazoa, Arthropoda, Insecta, Coleoptera, Chrysomelidae. The record is from RefSeq and is a predicted model, not a curated record. The transcript has a single exon. The coding region runs from base 524 to 973 and encodes 149 amino acids.